AUGCCUUCCGACUCCCCAGUUAACCCAUCUUCUCCGCAGUCCCGUUCCCCUUCGCCUACGGGCAACGAAAUCCUCACCCUCCGUGCACUUGUCAGCACCAAAGACGCUGGCGUGAUCAUUGGAAAGGCCGGAAAAAAUGUCGCUGAUCUCAGAGAUCAAACGGGCGUUAAAGCGGGAGUUAGCAAAGUUAUUCAAGGAGUCCAUGAACGAGUUUUGACCGUGAGCGGGUCUGUAGAGGGCGUGGCAAAGGCCUAUGCUCUCAUGGUCGCGCAGCUUUUGGCGUCGAACCCGUCCUCCCCUAUCACCUCCAACUCCUCCACACCCCACACAUCUAUCAGACUUCUGAUCUCACACAAUCUUAUGGGUAGUGUCAUUGGCCGCAAUGGCCUGAAAAUCAAGGCCAUCCAGGACGCUUCGGGAGCGCGUAUGGUGGCCUCGAAGGAGAUGCUACCUCAGUCGACCGAGCGGGUUGUUGAGGUCCAGGGUUCCUCCGAGGCCAUCGGUCAUGCCAUCGAAGAAAUUGGACGAUGUCUUCUGGAGGAUUGGGAGAGGGGCCUGGGAACCGUCCUCUUUCAUCCAGGCGCCGGAGACGAGCGGACGGGGCGCCGCACAAACCAGAGUCGACGGUUGAAUGGCGACUCCGGCCCGCGCGGGCGGACAUCACCAUCUCCUAACUCCCCCUCACAGCAACCGACCAACCUCCGCACUCAAAACAUUUCUAUCCCGUCCGACAUGGUCGGUUGCAUAAUCGGCCGGAAUGGCACAAAGAUCACCGAGAUUAGGCGCCUUUCCGGAUCCAAGAUCUCUAUCGCGAAAGAGCCCCAUGACGAGACAGGCGAGAGGAUGUUCACGAUAGUUGGCACUCCGGAGGCCAACGAGAAGGCGCUCUUCCUGCUGUACAAUCAGCUGGAGAGCGAGAAGGAGAGAAGAGUUGGAAGGGACCAGCAACAGCAGGAGGAGCUCCAGGAUUAG
This is a messenger RNA of Sparassis crispa, 972 nucleotides long. Its product is annotated as RNA-binding protein. Gene Ontology annotation, cellular component: cytoplasm; nucleus. Gene Ontology annotation, biological process: 3'-UTR-mediated mRNA stabilization. The coding region runs from base 1 to 972 and encodes 323 amino acids. The transcript has 3 exons. NCBI's taxonomy places the organism in Eukaryota, Fungi, Basidiomycota, Agaricomycetes, Polyporales, Sparassidaceae. Gene Ontology annotation, molecular function: mRNA 3'-UTR AU-rich region binding. The record is from RefSeq and is a predicted model, not a curated record.